This is a messenger RNA of Cotesia glomerata, 1948 nucleotides long. RefSeq names its product small RNA 2'-O-methyltransferase (gene Hen1). Gene Ontology annotation, molecular function: O-methyltransferase activity; RNA methyltransferase activity. Gene Ontology annotation, biological process: siRNA processing; RNA methylation; piRNA processing. The transcript has 2 exons. NCBI's taxonomy places the organism in Eukaryota, Metazoa, Arthropoda, Insecta, Hymenoptera, Braconidae. Bases 95 to 1624 code for a protein of 509 amino acids. The record is from RefSeq and is a predicted model, not a curated record. Gene Ontology annotation, cellular component: cytoplasm; nucleus.
UAUACCCACGAGGGACCGGAAAGUAAUUAUACACCCCUUAUUGUUUGUUUAUCGGAAAAAUUUAACCUAAAAAUCUAGAAAAACAUUCCGAAAGAUGAUAAUAUUAUUUUUCCAUGUGCUUUUUAUUUUGACGCGUUUUUUUAAGAACAAAAGAGAGAAAAUGGAUAAUAAUUUAGUAGUUGAGAGUGAUAAUGUUACGAAAAAUGAAGAAAAGACAAGUCUUACGGAAAAAGAUAUCGAAAAUUGUUUUUACGAUGACAACAAUUGUCAAAUUCGGUUCCAUCCGCCGCUUUAUAUUCAAAGGUACUGCGAAGUACAGAAAAUUUUGACUAAUGAUAAUUUUAAGGGAAAGUUGCGCAAGGUCGUCGAAUUUGGCUGUUCGGAGCUGAGUUUAUUCGUGUACCUCAAGAACACACCUUCGAUAGAAGAACUCCUGUUCGUGGACAUCGACCGAGAGGUUCUAGAACAAAACAAACGUAAGAUCGAAGCGCUGAGCGCGGAUUACCUUCACCUGCGAGAGCGUCCUCUGAACGUGUUCAUCUACGAAGGGAGCAUCAGCUCGAAAGACCGGCGGUUGGUGAACACCGACGCAGUGAUCGCGAUCGAGUUGAUCGAGCACCUGUACCCCGAAACUCUUUCCAAGGUCCCUGAAGUGAUCUUCGGGUUGAUGAAGCCUCAAGUCGCGAUAAUCACAACCCCAAACUCAGAUUUUAAUGUCUUGUUUCCUAAUUUCUCGGGGUCGCGCCACCCGGAUCAUAAAUUCGAGUGGUCCAGGUUGGAGUUCCAGACCUGGUGCUCACAAGUGACCUCCAGGUACCCGGAGUACGUCGUUGAGUUCUCCGGCGUCGGGGAAGGUCCUCCAGGUUCGGAGCACCUCGGGCCUUGUUCCCAGAUCGGGAUUUUUACAAAGAGCACCUUUGUCCCUGGAGAAGACUCUGCACCAGGAGUCGACCUGGAGGACGUCUUCGAGUUAGUGCACAAGGAGAAUUAUCCGGUGCUAGUUGACAACCGCUCGGACGAGGACAAGAUCUCCGACGAGGCUUCGUACUUCCUCCGGAGCUUCCACCUGAACAACGACCUGGACGAGAUGCCCCUGGAGCGGCUGGCCGAGAUCAUGGAGACCAGCAUGGAGACUCUAAGGGACGUCCUAGAAGCCCGAGGCUGGGAGCUGCUCGACCGCGACUCGGGAGUCUUCGUCGUCUGCAAGCCUCUCAGCGUCGUCUCCGAGUUCGACCUCUCGGACAUGGACGUCGCCGAUGACGUCGACGCCUCCUGGGAUCAAGAGUGGAAGCCUGGACCUGGUCCUAGAUAUAAUUGGCAGCCCAUUCCUGGUCCUGAUCACCAGGAUCACCAGGAGGCCGCCUCCCAGAUGACCUCCAAGAUGACCUUGGAUCUUGAAACUGACUCCGGGUAUCCUUGCACUUCUUCUAUUGUUGAUGUUACUCCCGAGAGCGAGUUGUCUAGUAUUGUGGAUGACCUCGAGGAAGCUCCCAGGCAGGAACAAGUCCUGGUCCAGGUUCAGGUGGAAAAUGGAGACCUGGCUAAUAAUAAUAGAGAUGGGGAAGGGAAUAAUGUCCUUGCGCGGGAAGGCGAUGGUGAUUUUGAGAAUGAAAAUGUUUUUUAGUUUUUUGGAGGGACUAGUCGUUCAAAUUAGUCCUAAUUGGACUUAAAUUAAAGCUUAAGGUUCAAAUUAACUAACAGGACUUGAAAUAAGUCUGUAUUGAUAUUAUUUUUUAAGUUAUGACUAAUUAAAGUUCGAAAAUUUAGAAUUCUAAAUUUGUUGUUUUUUUUCUAAUGUUGGUGAUUUUUGAGUUAUUUUAGAGAACUUAGUGGUUCUAAUGAGUCCUAAUUGGACUUAAAUUAAAGCUUAAGGUUCAAAUUAACUACCAGGACUUGAAAUAAGUCUUUAUUCUUAUUAUUUUUUAAGUUAUGACUAAUUAAAGUUUAA